UAUAUUAAAUUGGGAUUAUUUUAAUACAAAAAAUUAAGGAUUAAAAAAUUCUAUUGGAUUACCAGUUGAAAAAGGGAUUUAAAAUCUUAAAGUUGACUGGCUUUUUUGUAUAGAAGAAAUUUUUUAAUAUAAAAUAAAGAAAUGGGGAGGAUAAGGGCGGCCACACUUAUUUGGCUGUCCGCAAUUUUAUCUGGGGUUUUAUCAGAGGAUUUAUUUUCAUGUCCCAAUGGUUGGGAACUCCGUGGUUUAUAUUGCUAUAAAUAUUUUAAUAUAAAACAUUCAUGGGAGAAAGCAGCUGAACUUUGUAGACGAUAUGGCGCCGAUUUAGUAGCAAUAGAUUCAUUUAAUGAAAAUAAUAUAACAUUGUCGAUAGCAAGAGCAAGUGAUCCAAAUCAACGUUUAUCUGAUAAAUAUUGGUUGGGUUUAGCAUCAUUAGAUGAUCUCAGAACAAAUACAUUAGAAUCAGCAGCUGGUACUCUAGUCUCACAAUAUUCUGGAUUUUGGUCACUUGAACAACCGGAUCCAAUGUCUGGUGAAUGUGUUGCUGUUACAGUAGGACCUAAAAAACAAUUAUGGGAAUUAGAUACAUGUGAAAGUUUAUUACCAUUUAUGUGCCGUUCAAUGGCCUGUCCAGUUAAUUCAUUUCAUUGUUCGAAUAGCUUAUGUAUAAAUCAACAAUUUAAAUGUGAUGGUAAUGAUGAUUGCGGUGAUGGUUCAGAUGAAAUUGAUUGUCCAACACAAUGCCAUUUUCAUAUGCAAUCUGGUGGUGAUGUUAUAGAAUCACCAAAUUAUCCACAUAAAUAUGGUGCUUUAAGUAAAUGUAAAUGGACAUUAGAAGGUCCACAGGGCAGUAAUAUUGUAUUACAAUUUCAAGAUUUUGAUACAGAAAAAACUUUUGAUACAGUACAGAUUUUAGUUGGUGGAAGAACUGAAGAUAAAUCUGUAUCGCUUGCAACAUUAUCUGGAAAAUUAGAUUUGGCUAAUAAUCCAUAUGUAACUGCUUCUAAUUUUAUGAUUGUAAAAUUCACAACUGAUGGUAGUGUUGAAAGAAAAGGUUUUAGAGCAACAUGGAAAACUGAACCUAAAAGUUGUGGUGGUAUAUUAAAAGCAACACCACAGGGUCAAGUUUUAACAAGUCCCGGAUAUCCAAAACAAUAUCCAGGUGGAUUGGAAUGCUUAUAUAUUAUUAAAGCUCAAACAGGACGUAUUAUUUCAAUUGAAAUACAAGACUUAGAUAUAACUCCAGGACGCGAUUAUAUGCUCGUUAGAGAUGGUGAUAGUCCAAUGAGUCGGCCAAUAGCAAGAUUAUCUGGAUCAGCUAAAGAUAACGACAGAGUUGUAAUAUCAACUGGAAAUAAAUUAUAUUUGUAUUUCAAAUCCAGUAUGGGUGAUUCUGGUAAAGGUUUUAGCUUAAGAUAUACACAAGGAUGUAAAGCCACAAUUACUUCACGAAAUGGAACUGUUUCAUCUCCAGCUUUCGGUUUAGAAGAUUAUCCAACAAAUCAGGAAUGCUAUUUUGUCAUAAGAAAUCCACAAGGUGCACCACUCUCAUUAAAAUUCGACAAAUUCAGCGUUCAUAAAUCUGAUCUCGUACAAGUUUACGAUGGUUCAUCUACGAAUGGUUUAAGGCUUCAUUCUGGAAAUGGUUUCACGGGAACACAAGCACCUAAACUUACUUUGACUGCUUCAUCGGGGGAAAUGUUAAUUAAAUUUGUUUCUGACGCAUUACAUAAUAGCGUAGGGUGGUCUGCAACCUUCUCGGCUGACUGUCCAAAUCUUAAGCCAGGAAUGGGCGCACUUGCUUCAAGUAGAGAUACGGCAUUUGGUACAAUUAUUGUAUUUACUUGUCCGAUAGGGCAAGAAUUUGCAACUGGAAAAAAUAAAAUCAUCACUGAAUGUCAGAAAGGUGGAAAAUGGAGUGUUGACUAUAUACCUAAAUGUCAAGAGGUUUAUUGCGGUCCAGUACCACAAAUAGAUAAUGGCUUCUCUAUUGGAUCCACGAAUGUUACAUAUCGUGGUGUUGCAAUGUAUCAAUGUUAUGCUGGGUUCGCUUUUCCAUCAAGUUCCCCAAUUGAAAAAAUUUCAUGUCAACCAGAUGGACGCUGGGAAAGGAAACCAUCUUGUUUAGCGUCUCAAUGUCCCCCUCUUCCUGAAGUUUCACAUGCUAACAUUACACUAUUAAAUGGACUUGGUCGAAGUUAUGGGACAAUAGUAGAAUUUGAUUGUAACCCUGGUUUUGAACGUAUCGGUUACCCUGUUUUAAUAUGUAUGUCGAAUGGAACAUGGAGUGGAGAUGUACCAAAAUGUGUACGGAAAAGAUGCUUUAAAUAUCCUGAAAUAGAUAACGGAUUUAUUGUUGACUCAGCUCGUCAAUAUUUCUUUGGAGAUGAAGCACGUGUUCAAUGUUAUAAGGGUUACAAACUAACAGGAAGUAACAUUAUCAAAUGUAGCUCUGAACAAAAUUUUGAAAAUCCACCCAGAUGUGAGGAUAUAAAUGAAUGUAGUUCAACUCAAUGUGAUUUGGCUUCAACUGAAUGCAUGAAUACGCCAGGAUCUUUCUUCUGUCAAUGUAAAAAAGGAUUCGCUCCAACUACUGAAUGUCGUCCUGUUGGCGAUUUAGGUUUAGCGAAUGGAGGCAUUCCAGAUGAUAGUAUAAUGACCUCGUUAAGUGAAGAGGGUUAUACUAGCGGAAUGUCAAGACUUAAUUCAGCAGGGUGGUGUGGAAGUUCAGUUGAACCUGGUGCCAAUUGGGUAAUGGUAGAUUUUAAAGCACCCACAAUUUUAAGAGGAUUCCGAACAAUGUCUGUUCAACGUUUUGAUGGAAAUAUUGCAUUUACAUCUGCAGUAAGAUUACAAUUCACAAACAACUUAACAGAUGUGUAUAAAGAUUACGCAAACCCUGACGGAACCGCUGUUGAAUUCAGAAUUCUUGAACCAACUCUGUCUAUAUUAAACCUCCCAAUUCCAAUUGAAGCAAGGUAUAUCAAAUUUAGAAUUCAAGACUAUAUUGGAGCACCAUGUAUUCGCUUUGAAGCCAUGGGAUGUACUCGACUUGAUUGUGUUGACAUAAAUGAAUGUGCUAAGCAAAAUGGUGGCUGCGACCAGAAAUGUGUAAAUUCACCAGGAAGUUACGGUUGUUCCUGUAACACUGGUUUUCAAUUGUUUACGGCAAAUGGAACCGCAGGCUUCAAUAUUGAGAAGUCAGAAACUGGAGGUCAUGAGGCUGAUACUUUAAGGUUAAAUAAAUCUUGUGUGCCCGUAAUGUGUCCAGCUCUAACUGCUCCAGAAAACGGAAAGUUUUUAACAAAUAAAGCUCAACAUCAUUUCGGAGAAGUUGUACACUUCCACUGUGACUUCGGAUAUGUUUUAUCUGGAAGUGCUUCCUUGCUGUGCCUUUCAAGUGGUCAAUGGAAUGGAACAGUUCCUGAAUGCCAUUAUGCAAAAUGUGUUUCUCUUGUUGAUGAAAAGAAUGAAGGUUUGAUGGUAGUCAGACCAGACCCAGAUAGUGUAUUGGUACCAUUCAGAGAUAAUGUUACUUUAACAUGCAAUAAUCCAGGAAGGUACUUACGCGGAACCGCAUCAUCUGGCUUUAGGCAGUGUGUAUAUGAUCCAAAACCAGGUUUACCGGACUAUUGGUUAUCGGGUUUAAAACCAUCAUGUCCCCGCGUUGACUGUCAUUUACCAAUGCCAACACCAGGAGCUGAAUACGGCCAAUAUGUUGACACGCGGUACCAGAGCUCAUUUUUCUUUGGUUGUCAAAACACUUUCAAGUUAGCUGGACAAACAUCAAAGCACGAUAACGUUGUACGCUGUCAAGGUAACGGAAUAUGGGAUUUCGGUGAUCUACGUUGCGAAGGCCCUGUUUGUGAAGAUCCUGGACGUCCAAGUGAUGGUAUUCAAAUUUCGAGGAGUUAUGAGCAGGGUUCCGAAGUUUACUUUGGUUGUCAACGCCCUGGCUAUAUUUUGAUUAACCCUCGACCAAUUACCUGUAUAAGAGAACCAGAGUGUAAGGUUAUUAAACCUUUAGGCUUAACAUCUGGAAAAAUCCCUGACUCGGCAAUCAAUGCUACAUCUGAAAGACCAAAUUAUGAAGCCAAAAAUAUUCGAUUAAAUUCUGUAACAGGCUGGUGUGGAAAACAAGAAGCUUUUACUUAUGUUAGUGUUGAUUUAGGUCAAGUAUAUCGGGUUAAAGCCAUUUUGGUGAAAGGUGUUGUAACAAACGAUAUAGUCGGACGCCCCACCGAAAUUCGAUUUUUCUAUAAACAAGCUGAAAACGAAAAUUAUGUUGUUUAUUUCCCUAAUUUCAAUUUAACAAUGAGAGAUCCUGGAAACUACGGCGAAUUAGCGAUGAUAACUUUGCCAAAAUAUGUCCAAGCAAGAUUUGUCAUAUUGGGAAUUGUUAGUUACAUGGACAAUGCUUGUCUGAAAUUUGAAUUAAUGGGCUGCGAAGAGCCAAAGAAUGAACCACUUUUGGGUUAUGAUUAUGGGUAUUCACCUUGUGUUGAUAAUGAACCACCAGUGUUCCAAAAUUGUCCUCAACAGCCAAUUGUAGUAAAACGCGAUGAAAAUGGAGCUGUAAUGCCUGUUAAUUUCACUGAACCGACCGCUAUCGACAAUUCAGGAUCCAUUGCUCGUUUAGAAGUUAAACCACAAAACUUUAAGACUCCGUCGUAUAUUUUCAAAAAUACAGUUGUUAAAUAUGUUGCUUUUGAUUAUGAUGGAAAUGUUGCUAUUUGUGAAAUAAAUAUUACUGUACCUGAUGUCACCCCUCCACUGCUAAGUUGUCCUCAAAGCUAUGUAAUCGAACUAGUGGAUAAACAAGAUAGCUAUAGUGUGAAUUUUAAUGAAUCACGAAAGCGAGUUAAGGCAUCUGAUGAAUCUGGUGAUGUUAAGCUCACAUUUGUUCCUGAUAAAGCAAUUAUACCAAUUGGUGGUUUCGAAAACGUAACCGUUGUUGCAACUGACAAACACAACAACAAAGCUAUGUGUCAUUUCCAAGUAUCAGUUCAAGCAACACCAUGUGUUGAUUGGGAAUUGCAGCCUCCUGCCAACGGAGCUAUAAAUUGUUUGCCAGGUGACCGUGGUGUAGAAUGUAUAGCAACUUGCAAACCAGGAUUCAGAUUUACAGAUGGAGACCCAAUUAAGCAAUUUUCAUGUGAGACAUCUAGACUUUGGAGGCCAACAUCAGUAGUUCCAGAUUGCGUUUCAGAAAAUACUCAACAAGCAGAUUAUCAAGUAACAGCUACUGUAAUUUAUAGAGCAAAUGGCGCCGUAGCUCAAGCUUGUCUAAGUCAAUACCAAGAUUUGCUUGCACAAUAUUAUGGAGGUCUUAAUAAUAUUUUGUCGCAACGUUGCUCCGCUGUGAACGUAAACAUGAAUGUAUCAUUUAUAAGAUCUGUUCCUACUUUAUUGGAAGAAAAUGUAGUUAAAAUGGACUUCAUUAUGUCUGUGUUACCAGCAAUCCGACAACCUCAACUGUAUGAUCUCUGCGGGUCUACAUUAAACUUAAUUUUCGAUCUCAGUGUACCUUAUGCGAGCGCAGUAAUUGAAAACUUGUUAAAUAUUUCCAAUAUUGGUAACCAAUGCCCACCGUUACGCGCUCUAAAAAGUUCAAUUGGCCGUGGUUUCACAUGUUCUGUUGGUGAAGUUCUAAAUAUGGAUACGAAUGACGUACCAAGAUGUUUACAUUGUCCAGCUGGCACUUAUGCUGGAUCUGGUCAAAGUAUUUGCACAUAUUGUCCAAGGGGAUUUUUCCAAAAUCGAGAACGGCAAGGAUCAUGUAUGAGAUGUCCAACUGGUACAUACACAAGAGAAGAGGGAUCGAAAUCGAUCUUAGAUUGUAUUCCUGUUUGUGGAUAUGGAACUUAUUCGCCAACUGGUCUUGUGCCUUGUUUGGAGUGUCCACGAAAUUCAUUUACAUCUCACCCACCAACAGAUGGUUAUAAAGAUUGCCAAGCAUGUCCAAGUAACACAUUCACUUUCCAACCAGCAGCACCUGGAAAAGCUUACUGUCGGCAAAAAUGUGCUGCAGGUCAGUAUUCAUCUACUGGACUCGCACCAUGCUCACCAUGCCCACAAAACUAUUAUCAGAGUAUUGUUGGAUCCCAAACUUGCAACGAGUGCCCUUCAAAUAUGAAAACUGAUGGACCUGGAGCCGUUGGUCGAGAAGAGUGUAAACCAGUUGUAUGUGGGGAAAACGCUUGUCAACAUGGCGGUUUAUGUGUUCCAAUGGGUCACGGUAUUCAAUGUUUCUGCCCCGCAGGUUUUUCAGGAAGACGUUGUGAGAUUGACAUAGAUGAAUGUGCAUCACAACCAUGCUAUAAUGGUGGCACGUGUACAGAUUUACCUCAAGGUUACAGAUGCGAAUGCCCAUUAGGUUACUCUGGAAUAAAUUGUCAGGAGGAGAAGAGUGAUUGCAGAAACGAUACAUGUCCAGCUAGAGCAAUGUGCAAAAAUGAACCUGGAUACAAUAAUCAUACGUGUCUUUGUAGAAGUGGGUACACUGGUGUAGAUUGUGAUAUAACUAUUGAUCCUUGUGAAGCCAAUGGCAAUCCAUGCAACAAUGGAGCUUCUUGUAUAGCUUUACAACAAGGAAGAUACAAAUGUGAUUGUUUACCAGGUUGGGAAGGUAUUCAUUGCGAGAAAAAUAUAAAUGAUUGUGAAGAAAAUCCAUGUCUAUUGGGUGCUAAUUGUACUGAUCUCGUGAACGACUUCGCUUGUAGCUGUCCACCUGGUUUCACGGGUAAACGUUGCCACGAAAAAAUAGAUUUAUGCCUAGCCGAACCAUGUAAACAUGGAAUUUGUGUGGACAGAUUAUUUGAUCAUGAAUGUGUGUGUCAUCCAGGUUGGAGUGGAUCUUCUUGCGAUAUUAAUAUCGAUGAUUGCGCAAAUGAUCCUUGCAGAAAUGAAGGAACUUGUGUUGAUUUAGUGGAUGGUUAUACUUGCAUGUGUGAGCCUGGAUUUACUGGCAAAAAUUGUCAAAAUCCUAUCGAUGAUUGUGAGUCUAACCCUUGUCAAAACGGUGCUACCUGUCAAGAUCAAUUAGAUGGUUUCGUCUGCAAAUGCCGUCCUGGUUUUGUAGGUUUGCAAUGUGAAGCUGAAAUAGAUGAAUGUUUAAGUGAUCCUUGUAAUCCUGUUGGUACAGAAAGGUGUUUGGACUUGGACAAUAAAUUUGAAUGUGUAUGCCGUGACGGUUUUACUGGAUCUCUAUGUGAAACAGAUAUAGACGACUGCGAAACUUUCCCAUGUAUGAAUAAUGGCAAAUGUCGGGACAGAAUUGGUGGUUAUGAGUGUAUUUGUCCCGAAGGCUGGACUGGAGAAAGAUGUGAGGAUCAAAUAAAGACAUGUCCAUUGCAGAAACCUUGCCAAAAUGAUGCAAAAUGUAUUGACCUCUUCGAAGAUUACUUCUGCGUGUGCCCAAGUGGUACAGAUGGUAAAAAUUGUGAAACAGCUCCUGAAAGAUGUAUAGGCAAUCCUUGUAUGCAUGGUGGAAAAUGUCAAGAUUUUGGUUCUGGAUUAAAUUGCUCUUGCCCGGAAGAUUAUACAGGCAUAGGAUGUCAAUAUGAAUUUGAUGCAUGUGAUGCUGGAGUAUGUCAAAAUGGAGCUGCUUGUAUUGAUAACGGCACUGGAUAUACUUGUAUUUGUCCAGAAGGGUAUACUGGCAAAAAUUGUGAAUUGGAUAUUAUUGACUGUAAAGACAAUUCGUGUCCUUUAGGCGCUCAAUGUAUUGAUUUAACAAACGGAUUCUAUUGCCAAUGCCCAUUCAAUUUCACUGGAGAUGAUUGCAGAAAAACAAUGCAAGUGGAUUAUGAUUUAUACUUUAGCGAUCCUACUAGAUCGACUGCAGCUCAAGUUGUUCCUUUCUUAACUGGGGAAAGCGGAAGUUUAACAAUAGCUAUGUGGGUGCAAUUCGCUCAAAAAGAUGAUUCUGGAAUAUUUUUCACACUAUACGGUGUUGAUUCGCCACAUGUAGCUAAUAAUAGAAGAUUACUGUUGCAAGCUCAUUCAAGCGGCGUGCAAGUUUCUUUGUUCCCAGACAUUCAAGAUGCUUUCUUGUCAUUUAGAGAAUAUACAACAGUGAAUGAUGGUCAAUGGCAUCAUAUUGCUAUUUUAUGGGAUGGUAUGACAGGACAAUUGCAACUCAUCACUGAAGGUUUGAUCGCUAGCAAGACGGAAUAUGGUGGAGGAAGAAAUCUUCCUAAAUAUGCCUGGGCAGUUUUAGGAAGACCACAACCAGAAGAAUCCACUGCAAGUGCAACUUACGCUGAAGCUGGCUUCCAAGGAAAAAUUACUAAAGCUCAAAUUUGGGGAAGAGCACUUGAUGUAACUUCAGAAAUACAAAAGCAAGUAAGAGAUUGCCGAAGCGAACCAGUUCUAUAUCGUGGAUUAACUCUUAAUUGGGCUGGAUAUGAAAUUACGUCUGGAGGUGUAGAACGUUCGGUACCUUCAAUGUGCGGUCAGAGAAGAUGUCCUUCUGGAUAUACUGGUCCUAAUUGUCAGGAAUUAGAAGUAGACAAGGAAGCACCAAGAGUUGAACAUUGCCCAGGUGACUUGUGGGUAAUUGCAAAGAAUGGUUCUGCUGUUGUUUCAUGGGACGAGCCACAUUUCAGUGAUAAUAUAGGUAUUGUCAAAAUAAUAGAACGCAAUGGGCAUCGUCCUGGUCAAACCUUAAUGUGGGGAUCGUAUGAAAUAACUUAUGUUGCAUUUGAUGCAGCUGGCAAUAGCGCAACAUGCAGUUUCAAAGUUUCGCUGCUUUCUGAUUUCUGCCCGCAGCCAUCCGAUCCAGUUGGAGGUUCUCAAGUAUGUAAGGACUGGGGUGCUGGUGGACAAUUUAAGGUUUGUGAAAUUGCAUGUCAACCUGGUCUAAGAUUCUCAGAACCAGUUCCUGAAUUUUAUACUUGUGGUGCUGAAGGCUUUUGGAGACCAACUCUUGAACCGGCAAUGUCAUUAGUAUAUCCAGCGUGCUCGCCAUCGAAACCGGCCCAAAGAGUAUUUAGAAUAAAAAUGCUCUUCCCAUCAGAUGUACUAUGUAACAGAGCUGGUCAAGGUGUUCUUAGACAAAAAGUUACUAAUGCUGUCAAUUCACUGAAUAGAGAUUGGAACUUCUGUUCGUAUUCAGUAGAAGGAUCAAGAGAAUGCAAAGAUCUUCAAAUCGAUGUUAAAUGCGACCAUUAUAAAGGUGGAUUAGCUAACCGGGUUCGAAGACAAUCCGAUGAUGAUGGCGGUACCUAUGUUUUGGACGCUCUUGUUCCAGUAGAAAAAAAUCUUGAUACUGAUGAAGAUGCCAGAGGUCGUCAAGGUAGACAACAAGGUGGAGAUACUUAUACAUUGGAGAUUGCUUUCCCAGCAGUCAAUGAUCCUGUAUUACAUUCAUCAACUGGAGAACGUUCUGAUGUUAAAUCACUAUUACAAAAAUUAAUUUUAGAAGAAGAUCAAUUCGCUGUCGAAGAUAUUUUACCAAAUACUGUACCUGAUCCAUCCUCACUUAUUCUGACAUCAGAAUAUGCUUGCCCAGCUGGUCAAGUUGUUAUGGUACCAGAUUGUGUUCCAUGUUCAAUCGGUACAUAUUAUGAUUCUAGUAACAAGACAUGUUCACCAUGCCCUCGUGGAACAUAUCAACCACAACCUGGUCAAUUACAAUGUAUUAAAUGUUCAAAAAUAUCUGGAAGAGUUGGUGUUACAGCAGCACCAGGUGCAAGACAAAUUGAAGAAUGUAAAGAACGUUGUGUUCCUGGUAAAUUCUUUGAUCUUGAUAGCGGUGAAUGUAAACCAUGUGGACAUGGUUUCUAUCAACCAAAUGAAGGUUCAUUUAGCUGUGAAAUUUGUGGUUUAGGACAAACAACAAGAUCAAUAGAAGCUACAUCACAACAAGAAUGUAGAGAUGAAUGUACAUCAGGUAUGCAACUUGGAUCCGAUGGUAAAUGUGAACCAUGCCCUAGAGGUACGUACAGAUUACAAGGCGUUCAACCAGCUUGUCAAGCAUGUCCUUUGGGUCGAACAACACCAAAAGUUGGUGCAUCUACAAUUGAUGAAUGCACUUUACCAGUUUGUACACCUGGUUCAUAUUUGAAUGGUACAAUUAAUCAAUGUAUUGAAUGUCGCAAAGGCUAUUAUCAAUCGGAAUCUCAACAAACAAGUUGUAUUGCAUGUCCACCAAAUCAUAGUACAAAGAAUACUGGAGCGACAAGUAAACAAGAAUGUACGAAUCCAUGCGAACAUAUUGCCGAAGGCCAACAACAUUGUGAUCCAAAUGCAUAUUGUAUUCUUGUACCAGAAACAUCAGAUUUUAAAUGUGAAUGUAAACCUGGAUUUAAUGGUACUGGUAUGGAUUGUAUUGAUGUAUGCGAUGGUUAUUGCGAAAAUUCUGGAACAUGUGUUAAAGAUAUUAAAGGAGUACCAUCAUGUAGAUGUAUCGGUUCAUUUACUGGACCACAUUGCGCUGAAAGAUCUGAAUUUGCAUAUAUUGCUGGUGGAAUUGCUGGAGCCGUUAUAUUUAUUAUUGUAAUUGUUUUAUUAAUAUGGAUGAUUUGUGUUAGAUCAUCAAAAAGAAAAGAUCCAAAAAAAAUGUUAACACCAGCUAUUGAUCAAACUGGAUCACAAGUUAAUUUCUAUUAUGGAGCACAUACACCAUAUGCAGAAUCUAUAGCACCAUCACAUCACAGUACAUAUGCACAUUAUUAUGAUGAUGAAGAAGACGGUUGGGAAAUGCCAAAUUUUUAUAAUGACGCAUAUAUGAAAGAUGGAGGAAUUCAUAGUGCAAAAAUGAGUACAUUAGCGAGGUCGAAUGCUUCGCUUUAUGGAACUAAAGAAGACUUAUAUGAUCGACUGAAACGACACGCUUAUACUGGAAAGAAAGGUGAGUUAUAGAAAAAAGUGACAGUGAUAGUGAAGUUCAAUAAAUUUUGUAAAAAUUAAAAAAAAAAAACAGGAUAAUCAAAUAAAUAAUAUUAUAUAAUUAUUAUUAUUUUGAAGAAAAGAAAAAAAUUUAAAUAAAAAUGUAAAUUUUUUUUUUAUAUAAUUCACAAUAAACGAGUAUUCAUUUUUAUAUUAAAUAAAAUUUGAAGAAGAAAAAUAGCAAUUAAAUAAAUUAAAAUGAAAAAUUGUUAAAAAUAUAAAAAUGAAUAUUAACUUUGUAAUUCAUUCAAAGCAUUCAAAAUGUCUGGUCAUUAAAAACAUUGUUAUUUUAAAAAAUAAAACUUUCUAUAUAAAAUCUUUCUAUUUUUCUUUCAUAUUUUUAUUUUCUUUUGUAAAAUUCAUAAUAAUUUUUUCAUACAAUUUUUGUUUUUAUAUUUUAUUUUUUUAAAUUAUUAUAAAACAACUUUGAACUAAAAUGAAUUUUAACUAAAAAAACUGCCUUUUUUUUGAUAUUAUAUACAUGUAUAUAUUUAUAUAUACUCUUAAAUACUUUUGUAUGCAUAUUAUAUAAUAUUAUUACUCUAUUAUAUUAUUCAUUAUAAUUUUUUUAAUUUAAUUAUCUUUAAUUUUAAAUACUCAAAACAAAAAAUAUUAAAGAAAAUUUUGAUAUAUUAAAACAUAUUAUUAUAGUUGAAACAUUGUAGAGCAUCAGAUUUAAUAAUUAAUUUAAAAAUUUAAAAAGAACAUAUGAAAAUACAUAAAAAAAAAUCAAAUACAUUAUAGAUAAAUUCAAUUAUAAUUAUAAAUAAAUGUUGUAAUUACCAAAGUUGGUUUAGAAGAUGUUUUAAGAAAAAUAGGAGUUUUUUUUUUAAUUUUUUAUUAAAUUAAAAUUUUGUUGUUAAGUAAAUUUUAUUGAUAAAAUUCCAUUUACUUUUAAGUUGUAAAAACAAAUUCAUUAGCGAAAAGCAGGUCCGUAUUGCACUUACCACUGCUUACUUUUUUUUGCAAUCAAUAAUUCAAAAAAUUUGCAAAGCUUCUGUUGCACAAAGAGUCCGAGCACUAAUGAAAUGACUUUUUAAAAAAAAAAAUUAGGAAGUAAGACUGGUUGGUGCAAUACGGCCCAGGUCACAUUGUAAAAACUAAUUGGUUUUAAGAAAACAUUGUAACAUUUAAAAAAUAUAAAAAAAAGUAUCAAAUCGUCUAAUUCAAAAUUUUUUCAAAAAAUUCUUAAAAUAGAUAGUCUAUUAAAAAUUAUAUUAUUGACUUAAAAUAAUGCAAAAAUUUUCAAAAUUAUUUGAAAUUUUUCAAAUUGGAACAUUAAAAAAAAAAACGUAUUAAACAAAAAAAAACUCUUAUUUUUCAAAUGAAAAAAGAAAAAUUUAAAAAAAAAAAAUUAAUAAUUUAUAAAAAUUGUUUUUUUUUUUUUAUAUACAUUGCUAUUAAUGUACAUUUUUUCAAAAAUAUAUAUGUAUAUAAAUAUACAUAAAUAUUAUUAUUUACACAUACUAUACAAUUCACGCAUUAAAUAAAUUAUUUAUUUUAAUUUAAUUAUAUAAUAAAAUUUUAUAUAAUUAUUUUAAAAUAAGAUAAACA
Condylostylus longicornis is the source of this 12447-nucleotide messenger RNA. RefSeq lists its product as uncharacterized. The coding region runs from base 142 to 10866 and encodes 3574 amino acids. Gene Ontology annotation, molecular function: calcium ion binding; Notch binding. NCBI's taxonomy places the organism in Eukaryota, Metazoa, Arthropoda, Insecta, Diptera, Dolichopodidae. The transcript is spliced from 17 exons. The record is from RefSeq and is a predicted model, not a curated record. Gene Ontology annotation, biological process: Notch signaling pathway.